CCCCGAGAAAAUGUCAUUUAUUACCCCUAAACGAGAAAUUUUUCGAUUUUGCCAAACUUUAGAGGAUCAUAACUUUGUGCUCUGUAAUCCAAACGUUGCAAUGUUUUUUUUUUAUUUUGCAUAAUAUUUUGAGUACUACAACAUUUACUAGAAAUAAAUUUUCAAAAUAGGAAUAAUUUUAAUAUAAGGAGUUUUGGGAGUAACUUUAACUUUAAUUUUCACGUUUUCACAUAUAUUCUGAAAAUAUUUCUAUUAUAAAAGUUGUAGUCCUCGAAAAGUAAACGAAAUGAAAAAAAAAAGUUUGCUACGAUCGGAUAACUGAGCACAAAGUUAAGGUGGUUGUAAAUUUCAAAGGAGUUCGAGGCUUAUAUCAUCGAUCUAGGACUAGAUCGAGUCUCCUACACUCGAACCGGUUAGUAGUUCGAAUUCUUCAAACUCGAACCACUCCAAACUUACGUAUUUUGAAUUUUUUUUUAUAAUUGUGGUAGUUUAGAAAUUUGUUUUAGUUUUACGUGUAUUUAGGGAAUAUCCCGAAAUGUUCUAUAUACACCAAGCUUUCUGAACAACCAAUUCUUUCUUUCGUCAACCUGCAUUGCAACAAAGUCCUCAGCUUUCUUCUCCUGAUCUUUCAACACUCUACAUGCAUCCAAAAACAUGUCACUGUUCAUCCCUAAUAUUUUCUUGCAGAGCAUCAACAAUUGCCUCGAUCGAAGUGGCUGUUUUGCGUCGUCCUCUCCUCUUCCGGUCUUCCCCAUGGCGCUGUGGGACUUGUUGCGCAACUCUGGUAAUGUUGCUGCAGAUAUUCUUCUCCUCUUUCUCAGAUCAGAGAUCUUAAGUUCCCCAUCGCAUAUACUGGAUCUUCAGAGCCACCAUUGAUCUCAGUGUCUAGGGUAUCAUGAGCAUAAAACAAGCAUUAUAACUUGGCAGCGUUCUGUAGUUGUAUUUUAUUGCAGAUGGAUGGUCCUGUAAGUAGACAAAAAAGGAAAUCCUGAAUUAAAAUUCCAACAAACAGGUACUAUAAAAGUUCCUUUCAGCAAGACAAAGUUUCAUCUAGGGGUGGGCAUAGAACCAGCUUCGAUAUAGUCAUGGCAGUCAUUGAGUCAUUUGAAUUACCACUCCAUCUACAAUGGAUUGGAUCUCCAAAUGUUUCGUUGGCGAAACUCGCGCGUUCAAUGCGCUCUGAUUUCAAGGAAACAAAAACCCAAAGUCAGCAAAAAUUGUCAAAUAUCCGCCGCCGAAUGUCGGCGCCGUUGAUUUGAUCGAUUAAACAGAAACCAAGAUGACUGUCAAAUAUCCAUCGCCGGUGUCGGCGAUGUUGAUUCGAUCAAUACACCUUUGACUUCUAAUCAAACAACCGUUACUCGGUUCACCACCUCUCCAAACUACGUUCGAACGAGGGUGUCCAACGAGAAACGAGAAACCAAACCGGGAGUGUUCUAAGUUACGUUACCUCUACUCCUAUGGAGAUUCCUCUGGAGAGCUCCGCAACUACGACUACGACUACUACGACUCUGCAAAGGAGGUCUUUGACAGAGAAGUUCUACGAACCAGAGAGAAAAAGAUAAAUCUGCGUAGGUGCAGUUUGUGAUUUGAUUUUCCCGUCCUGAACUUCUCUCUCUUCCCAAUCUUUAUACUUCGCGCUUCUCCUCGUCGUAGUAACCGCCUUCGCGCCUUUGUCUCCCACGUCUUCACUCCUGUCAACCGUGCAGGUAACUUCCUCCUUAUUGCGUAACUCCCGAAACCGCUUGAGCACGUGGCAACUUGGCCCAAAACGACACUGAGCCAAAAUCCACCAUUGCUGAACUCUGCGACGUUGUUUUUAAUUAAACAACAUCGUUUCAGUACCACGACGGUGUCGACCUCCCACGAUGUCGUUUUCGGCUAAAGCGACACCGUCUUACCUGAUCCUUAAAAUAUUAAUUAAUUAAACUGGCCAUCAUUGUUGGCACGCUGUCAAACUCUCACUCCGCGGCGCCGUUCUUAAUUAAACAACAUCGUUUUCUAUUUCUGCGCUGUUGAACUUUGCGAUGCCGCUUUAAAUUUAACGCUGUCGUUUUAACAACUGCGGCAUCGUUUGGCCCGCUCGCGGCAUCGUUUUCAACUAACGGCACCGUGCUAAAAAGUCAUUAAAAUAUUAAUUAACUA
Molecule: messenger RNA, 2145 nt
Organism: Linum trigynum
Lineage: Eukaryota; Viridiplantae; Streptophyta; Magnoliopsida; Malpighiales; Linaceae
Source: the annotation of a GenBank genome assembly